Molecule: messenger RNA, 2226 nt
Organism: Pieris brassicae (large cabbage white)
Lineage: Eukaryota; Metazoa; Arthropoda; Insecta; Lepidoptera; Pieridae
Product: atrial natriuretic peptide receptor 2-like
Exons: 8
Coding region: 45-1523 (492 amino acids)
Biological process (GO): receptor guanylyl cyclase signaling pathway; intracellular signal transduction; cGMP biosynthetic process
Molecular function (GO): guanylate cyclase activity; peptide receptor activity
Source: RefSeq, a predicted model, not a curated record
GUUUUGUGAAGUGCUUACAACUUAGGGCAUUAUAAAUAGCUACAAUGUCGCUUGUUCCACCUGGAGGCACGGACUCCCCAAGUCCACGUCGCGCGGUCAGCCCCCUCUUGGAGUCCCGAAGACCGCACUGUACCCUUGCGUGUGACUACUGCGCAGCUAUACUGGAAGAUAAGUUCAGGCGUAAUGCAGAUAUGCGCAACAGAGGCACUUCACCACUGUCAGCGUCGCCAAGACAGUCGCUUACAGGCGAACCACCCUGGACACUACCAGAUGACGACCGCCCCGAUUUCUCCGCGCUUAAAGAAAACAUUCAUAGGAUCAAUAAGGACUGCGAAACCUCGACACGGCUGGAUACUUUGUUGACACAAGUUGAACAAUAUGCAAACAAUUUAGAGGCACUAGUGGAAGAAAGAACAUCAGACUAUUUAGAGGAAAAGAGGAAAUGUGAGGAGCUACUGUACCAGUUACUACCUAAGUCAGUUGCGUCACAGCUAAUAAUGGGUCAACCAGUAAUGGCCGAGACGUAUGAUCAAGUGACAAUAUACUUCAGCGACAUCAUUGGCUUCACACAAUUAUCGGCGGAGUCGACGCCUCUUGAAGUUGUGGACCUACUUAACGAUCUAUAUACCAGCUUCGAUUCGAUCAUCGAGAACUUUGACGUCUAUAAAGUAGAAACGAUUGGCGAUGCCUACAUGGUAGUUUCCGGUUUGCCUAUGCGCAAUGGUAACAGGCAUGCAGCAGAAAUAGCAAGAAUGUCCUUAGCACUUCUGAAUGCAGUCAGGGUAAAAACCGUACCACAUCGACGUGGCGAAAAAUUGCUUUUGAGGAUUGGAAUGCAUACAGGACCUUGUGUUGCCGGGGUUGUGGGUUUAAAGAUGCCAAGAUAUUGCUUAUUUGGAGACACAGUGAAUACUGCAUCAAGAAUGGAAUCUCACGGUGAAGCUCUAAAAAUCCACGUCAGCCCAAAAACUAAAGAAGUUUUAGACUUAUACGAUUGCUUUGAUUUGGAAUGCCGAGGAGAAAUCACGAUGAAGGGUAAAGGGAAAAUGACAACAUAUUGGUUGCGAGGCGAGAAGCAUCAAAAUGAAACACAAUACAAGCAGACUAACAAUAUCGACAAUUCCAUUAUAAAUCCGAGUAUAACCUUUCAAGGACCCGAUAGUCCCGCAUCCCAUUCCCAACACAGUGACAGCCCCAAACGGAAUGGUACAAAGGAAACAAAGGACAGCGCCAAAACUGUUGAAAUUUUGAAUGAAAGGGAUCGUAUAAAGCACGAAAUAGCUUCGUUUGUUGCUAAAGAUCUUAUCAACAACAUAGAUAUUGCCGUACGUGAAAUAAAGCUGUCCCAAAGCGCAACUUUCAACACGGCUACACAUAAAAUGUGUAAUGGAAAUGGAAAAGAGAUUAUAACGCCGACGUAUGAUAAGGAACUCGUAAUCAAUAAAGGGAAGGUGAGAGAUGUUGUGAACAGAUUUAAUAGCACAUCAAGUGGAAAUAAUUCGAAAACAAAGGAGGAUAAAUAGACGGUCUAAAAUAUACAUUAGGGAUUGAAGUAUUAUUAGAUAUAUGAUAGUUUUAUUGUUUUUUACUGUAGUUUAAAAUUACGGAGUCUCUGUAAAAUAUUAAAGAACAUCACAUCCAGAGAGCGCAGAAACAUUAUAAAACAUCAAACAUCUAUGUUAAACAUUUUUGACCAGUAACAAUGAGCUCCAACAUUUACAAACUAUAUAUAUGGUAUUAACGUAGUGCAAGGCACCAAAUCCACUCAUAUAUAAUUUUAUAUAUUUCCCAUGUAGGCACUAAGAUUUCUAAUAGAUUAUAAAUUUUCCGAAUUCCAUAUAAUUUAUGGUGUUUCAGAAAGCUGUAGUGAAAUGUGUAUUAAAAUAAUAAAUUAUGUAUAGAUAUACUAUUGUAUUAGACCCGUAGAAUUUCUACCAAACUUUGAUAUUUCUUUACCUCUGUAAAUAAGAUACGCCCAAAAUGUAUAUAGUGUAUGGACACUUUUCACUAUUGGCAAAAUCAAUUUAUUUGGAACGGGCGAAAAAAUUUCAUGAAAAUCGUAUUAAUUUCCGUUAGACCUUAGAUGAUAUUCUGAAAUUAUUAUUUAGCCUCACACACUAAAUAGGCAAAUAGCACUUUGGUAUUGUACGAAACAAACUGUACUGUUGAUUUUUUACAAUCUAUUUAUUAAAUAAAAAUUUUUUGACCAUAAAAAAGCGAAUUGCG